Molecule: messenger RNA, 554 nt
Organism: Cuscuta europaea
Lineage: Eukaryota; Viridiplantae; Streptophyta; Magnoliopsida; Solanales; Convolvulaceae
Source: the annotation of a GenBank genome assembly
GGAUGAGCAAAGGGCCGGCUUUCAACGUUUGGAGGAGCUCCGGGAGGCCGAUAGACACCGGUAUGAGGAAGACCAACAUAGGUUCUACGGGCCUAUGUACUCGUUUAUGGCACAGCAGGGAUCCUUCCAUACCAUGGCGAACCCUCCUCCACCACCCUCAUGGUAUGACCCUACUCAUUGGGGUAAUUUUGGAGGAUCUGGCUCCGGUGGUGGAGGGUACGACGGCGGAGAUGGCGGGGACACUUACAUGGGAGAUGGUGGCCAAGGGAGCGGUUUUGGAGGGAGCUACUACGGAGGAGAAGGCGAGCACUAGGGACAGUGCGUGAUUCAAGUGCGGGGGAGACACUCAUGAUGGCACUCAUUAUAUCCUUAUGAAGAAUAUGAAGAUUCAAGAUAAAGAAGAAGAGAGGAGGAGAAAAGAAGACAACACUAGGAGGCCAUUAAACCCAAGAUGCUCUUUUGUAAUUUGAGUUCAAAACUCAUUUUUCUUUGUAAUCCUUGGUGGUCUUUGUGUUUGUAUUAUGUUUUUGUUGAACUGUGGAACUUUUGGACAA